AUGGCUGCCAAUAAUGACGUGGACGAGUUGUUUGAUAUUCGAAAUUCUUUCUAUUUGGGCAACUAUCAACGCUGUAUAAACGAAGUACAGAAAACACAGGUAUAUAAAGUUUUGAAAUUUGGUGUUUUUUGUGUGUACAGGAGGAGAACUAGUGGUUUUUCUGUGUCUAAAUAUCAAGUUUGUUUUACAUAAAAAUAUAUGCAAAUUGUAACUUUUAACCUAAUUUUCCUGACAGCCUUCCUCUCAAGACUUAAAAAUUGAAAGAGAUGCCUUCAUGUUCCGCGCAUAUUGUGCACAGGUAUGAUUAAAGCAUGGACCAAACAAGCAUGACUCUGCAUAAGAGUUGAUGAUGGCAGCCGUUUUGGAGUUAAGAGUUUCAUCAACUCUCAUGCUGCAGUCAAACGAGAACAAGAGUUGUAUGAUAGUUAACUGGGGCCGGUUGUAUAAAAAAGUGAUUAAAGUUAACUAUAGUGGAAACGUCAUCCAAUAAGAAGUGCAUAUUGGAGAGUUAAUCACUAUUUAACUACAAAAUAGUGAUUAAGAAAGCGAUUAAGAGUUUUAUACAACCUGGCCCCAGGAUAUUACUGCAAGUAAUCAAAUGAGCAGAAACUUAACUCUCAUCAAAAUUUUGAACCUCGAAAUUGAUGAGAAUUUGCAGUCAAGCACAAGCCAGACUGGAAAGUUUGGAAAUUGCGCGCCGGAGAUUUCGAAAAUUUAAUAGUAAAUAUAUAGAAAGCAUCAAAAUUGCACGCCGGAGAUAUCCACGGCGCAAAACAAACUUUCCAUACUGGAGCACAAGUGAGAGUUGCAACUCUUACAGACUCCCAUCUUCAUUGGACCAGCCCAGUCAUUGUUAUAUAAACCCAAAUGUACAACUUGUAUUUGGGUGCUAGAGAACACAUUACAUUUCAACUUGCAGGGAAAAUAUGGAGUUGUCUUAGAUGAAAUAAACAAAUCAUCUCCGAAAGAAUUGCAACCAAUCCGUACCUUGGCAGAAUAUUUACAAAACCCAGCCAGAAGGUAAAAUUAAUAGUAAUGCCUGAUAUAGCAUCACAGAGAUUAGGGUAGGAUAACAGCAUCCAUAAAUUCAUCCUAGAAAUUGCCUAGGCAUAUUGAGAAUGUUCUGAUCAUAAACAGAGAAUCCUGAAUUUUGCCAAAACAAAAAUAUACCAAUUAUGAGGGCUGUGUACAGAUUAAGAUGAAGGAUUAGGUUUAGACCUACAGGUAGUUUAGGGUUAGGGAAGAUUAGGUUAGGAUUAGGAAGAUUAGAUUAGGUUUAGGAUCACUUUCAUAAUGAUUUUUUAUUGUAAAUUUUAAAGUCCUAUAAACCACCUCAGAUUAUGUGAUCUGUAGGUAAUACAUUGAUCAGGCGGCAGUCUAAGAGAACCCCUCCCUCGUGCCACAUACUAACACACACACAGCCCUAUAGAUUAGCUGGCAACUGAGAAUAAAAAUAUUUUAAUUUCCAGGGAAACAAUAAUAAACACAGUUGACCAGAAGCUAAAAUCUGGUGAUGUUGAUGAUUAUUAUCUGUUGAUAGCUGCUAUUAUCUACUCACAUGAACAGGUUUGUGUUGAGGAUUUGUUGUUUCUUAAUGCAUUUCAACAAACCAGAGAUUAAUCUUUCAAUAUUUUUAUUUAGAACUAUGAGUCGGCACUGAGAUGUCUCCAUGCUUCUGAGGCACUUGAGAGGUAAGUUGCAAAUGUCAGGAUUUUGAUUAAAAAAUAUUUAAAAUUUAAAAUUGACUUUUCUAUCUUAGUGCUGCUUUGACCAUUCAAAUUAAUCUCAGCAUGGACAGAGUUGAUUUAGCCAAGUAAGUAGGUUUUCUUUGUUGUUUAACACUCAGCUCCCUGUUGUACAAGCUACCUUAACUGUUAUCCUAAACACAAUUUCUACACACUCCCAGAAAAUAUAAGUUUCCAACCCUGUUCAGAACAUGCAGUUUUCUUGUUUGAUAUGAAAGUUUGUUAAAAGUAGUAGCUUUUAAAAGUGUGUCUUUAUAUUUUUGUUUUAUAGAAAAGAACUAAAGAGAAUGCAAGUAAGUUAGUCUAAUAUUGAAGCCACUGAAGUUCCUGAAGACUCAUGUCAUGAAUAAUGGUUGUCAACAGUAGCGUAGCCAGCCCGAUGAUCUAGUCCCGCUGUGCAAAUAUUUUCGUGUUCAUUGACUGUGAAAACAAACAAUUUCUAAAGAAAUGAAUUAUAGUAAUUUUAAAUUUGCAUAGCGGGACUAAAUUGUCUGGCUGGCUACGCCACUGGUUGUGAAAUGAUUAACCACUGUAGAUUUAUACAAAAUAAUAUAUUUAUUUUCUAAGGAAAUUGAUGAAGAUGCAUCUUUAACACAACUUACUCAAGCCUGGUUUAAUAUUACUGUGGUAAGAUGUAAAAGAUAUUUAUCAAAAAUUAAUAUCAUAUUAUUAUUGUACUUGCCCAUACAGCUCACUAGUGUUUAUAACUGUUUUCUCAAGGGAGGAGAUAAGAUUCAAGAUGCAUAUUACAUUUUCCAAGAAAUGGCUGACAAAUAUGGAAGUAGUGUACUACUCCUCAAUGGUCAAGCCGUGUGUUAUUUACAGAUGGCAAAAUAUGAAGAAGCAGAGAGUGUAUUACAAGAAGCUUUGGAUAAGGUACUGCAAUUUAUACAGACACAGUUUACCUCUAUAAAAAGUUGCAUGUACAGGUUUAUUGAUUGGGCAGGUUUAUUGACAGGUUUAUUGAUUAUUAACUUAAGUACCAUUGAUUUCAAACUAGUGACAUCUUAUUCUUUAGGACAACAGUAAUCCAGAAACACUUCUUAAUCUAGCAUUCUUGUCUCAACAUUUGGGAAAAUCACCAGAGGUCAGUUACAUGAAACUAAAUCCAUUUAUUAGACACAGAGAAAAUAAUAUCCUGUUUAUAUUUUCAGGUCAGCAAUCGUUAUAUUUCACAAUUAAAGAGUUCACAUCCAGAUCACGUAUUCACAAGACAAUAUAACAGCAAGGUAAGUAGUUAAAGGCACAGUUCAGCCUUUUGAAUGAUGGUUUUUAAGGCGCAUUUCAGCCCUUUUAAUUGAAAAAACUAACCAGGAAAAUCGAUUAUGUAUAAUUCAAGAUCACUAAACUCAAUGUUUUUAACAAUAAAAAUGUUUCAAAAUGUUAAAAACAUUAAGUUUGUUGACCUUGAAUUAUGCUUCAUUGAUUUUCCUAGUUAGUUAGUUUUUUUUUCAAUUAAAAGGGCUGAAAUGCGCCUAAAAACCAUUCAAAAAGCUGAACUGUGCCUUUAACUUGAAACUUAAAGAACCAUUAAUGGCAUUUGCAACUACCUCUCGCUAGGAAAUUAACACUUUCUCGUUGUUUCUUGUUGUUAUUUAAAAAAUACAACUGUUUUAUCGUCUACAGGAGAAAGAGUUUGACAGAUUGGCGGCGCAGUACGAGCCUGCGGUUCAAGCGUAA
Molecule: messenger RNA, 3425 nt
Organism: Paramuricea clavata
Lineage: Eukaryota; Metazoa; Cnidaria; Anthozoa; Malacalcyonacea; Plexauridae
Source: the annotation of a GenBank genome assembly